GGAGGGGCAGUCCCCGGGGCUGAGCCAGGCCCGGGGCCGAGCGCGUCCAGGGCGGAGGGUGACGGGAAGCCGCCGGCGCCAGAGGACUCACUUUGGGGCCGCUUGUUUCGGAGCGUGGCACAAACCCGGGUGCCAACCCCGAGCUCAGCGGAGUGAGUCAGCGGGGCCCGCGGCGGCAAGAGAGGGGAAGAUUAUACCUGGGUGCUGGCACCCAGCCACUCCUCUGCCAAUGAAGUACAUCUUGGUCACUGGUGGGGUCAUCUCAGGCAUCGGUAAAGGGAUCAUUGCCAGCAGUAUUGGGACGAUUCUAAAAUCAUGUGGACUCCGAGUGACUGCCAUCAAAAUUGACCCCUAUAUAAACAUCGAUGCGGGCACUUUUUCACCUUAUGAGCACGGUGAAGUGUUUGUCUUAAACGAUGGUGGAGAAGUUGAUUUAGACCUUGGAAAUUAUGAAAGGUUCUUGGAUAUUAAUCUUUAUAAAGACAACAACAUCACUACUGGGAAGAUAUAUCAACAUGUGAUCAAUAAAGAGAGGCGUGGCGAUUACCUGGGGAAAACAGUACAAGUUGUCCCUCACAUUACUGAUGCUGUCCAGGAGUGGGUUAUGAAUCAAGCCAUGGUGCCUGUGGAUGGUCAUAAGGAAGAGCCCCAAAUAUGCGUUAUUGAGCUGGGUGGCACCAUUGGAGACAUUGAAGGAAUGCCGUUUGUGGAAGCGUUCAGACAAUUCCAGUUUAAAGCAAAAAGAGAGAAUUUCUGUAAUAUCCAUGUUAGCCUUGUCCCACAGCCCAGUGCUACCGGAGAACAAAAAACCAAACCCACACAAAACAGUGUCCGUGCGCUGAGGGGAUUAGGCCUGUCUCCCGAUCUGAUUGUCUGCCGUAGUUCAACGCCCAUCGAAAUGGCUGUGAAGGAAAAGAUUUCUAUGUUUUGUCACGUGAACCCUGAACAGGUCAUAUGUAUCCAUGAUGUUUCUUCCACCUACCGAGUGCCUGUGCUUUUGGAGGAACAAGGCAUCGUUAAAUAUUUUAAAGAGAGAUUGGAUCUGCCCAUUGGGGAUUCUGCAAGUAGUUUGCUUUCCAAGUGGAGAAAUAUGGCUGACAGGUAUGAAAGGUUACAGAAAACAUGUUCCAUUGCCCUGGUUGGCAAAUACACCAAGCUCAGGGACUGCUAUGCCUCUGUGUUCAAAGCCCUGGAACACUCAGCCUUGGCCAUCAACCACAAGUUGAAUCUGAUGUACAUAGAUUCCAUUGAUCUGGAGCAGACUACUGAAACUGAGGACCCUGUGAAAUUCCAUGAAGCUUGGCAGAAGCUCUGCAAAGCUGAUGGUGUUCUUGUGCCAGGAGGCUUUGGAAUCAGAGGAACGUUGGGAAAACUCCAGGCAAUUUCUUGGGCACGGUCAAGGAAGAUUCCUUUUCUGGGAGUUUGCCUUGGGAUGCAGCUGGCGGUGAUAGAGUUUGCAAGAAACUGCCUUAACUUGAAAGAUGCUGAUUCCACAGAAUUUGAGCCAAAUGCCCAUAUUCCUGUGGUGAUUGAUAUGCCGGAGCACAACCCUGGCAAUUUGGGAGGAACGAUGAGGCUGGGAAUAAGAAGAACUGUUUUCAAAACUGAAAAUUCAAUAUUAAGGAAACUUUAUGGUGAUGUACCUUUCAUAGAAGAAAGACACAGACAUCGAUAUGAGGUGAAUCCUAGCCUAAUCAGCCAACUUGAGCAGAAAGACUUAAGUUUUGUAGGUCAGGAUGUUGAUGGAGAGAGGAUGGAAAUCAUUGAACUGGCAAAUCACCCCUAUUUUGUUGGUGUCCAGUUCCAUCCCGAGUUUUCUUCUAGGCCAAUGAAGCCUUCCCCUCCGUACCUGGGGCUGUUACUUGCGGCAACUGGGAAUCUGAAUGCCUACCUCCUACAGGGAUGCAAGCUGUCUUCAAGUGACAGAUACAGUGAUGCCAGUGAUGACAGCUUUUCAGAGCCAAGACAAGCUGUCGUCUUGGUGCAGAAGGGAGCAUCACAGGACUCAUCUCACAGGAUCCCGGGAUGCUCCUGUUUGACUGGCAUAGUGAGCAGAACAAACUUGACAGCUGAUUGUGCUUCCGGCUCUGAAGUAACUGAAGCCAAGAUGAAGGAACUAUCUGAUGAAAUCACCACACUCAUAGAAUCACUCUGUUCUCCACCAAACAUGCGAUGUCCAGCCUCAAGGGGAAUUUAAUAAUACGUACUUCAAUAAACCAGAAUCAAAGGGGUGGUUUUCUUUUUCCUCUAGAGGCGACCUUUGGUUCUUGCAAAUUUCUUCAGCCAAUUAAACAUUUCCCAACCGUC
Messenger RNA from Dama dama (fallow deer), 2307 nucleotides. RefSeq names its product CTP synthase 2 (gene CTPS2). Gene Ontology annotation, cellular component: cytoophidium; cytoplasm. Gene Ontology annotation, molecular function: identical protein binding; CTP synthase activity. The record is from RefSeq and is a predicted model, not a curated record. Bases 230 to 2197 code for a protein of 655 amino acids. NCBI's taxonomy places the organism in Eukaryota, Metazoa, Chordata, Mammalia, Artiodactyla, Cervidae. Gene Ontology annotation, biological process: CTP biosynthetic process; pyrimidine nucleobase biosynthetic process. The transcript has 20 exons.